Messenger RNA from Aplosporella prunicola CBS 121167, 4743 nucleotides. RefSeq lists its product as uncharacterized. Bases 1 to 4743 code for a protein of 1580 amino acids. Gene Ontology annotation, molecular function: actin filament binding; microfilament motor activity; ATP binding. Lineage: Eukaryota; Fungi; Ascomycota; Dothideomycetes; Botryosphaeriales; Aplosporellaceae. Gene Ontology annotation, cellular component: cytoplasm; actin cytoskeleton; myosin complex. The transcript has 5 exons. The record is from RefSeq and is a predicted model, not a curated record. Gene Ontology annotation, biological process: actin filament organization; vesicle transport along actin filament.
AUGGCGCCACACCUCUACGAGAUCGGAACGCGCGCGUGGCAGCCCGAUGCCACCGAGGGCUGGGUUGCCUCGGAAGUCUCGCAGAAGAUCGUGGAUGGCGAGAAGAUAAAGCUAGUAUUCAAGCUCGAGAGUGGAGAGGAGAAAACAGUCGAAACGACCGAGGAAACCCUCCAGGAUGACAAGAAAGGGUCCCUACCUCCUCUUAUGAACCCUGCUAUGCUCGAAGCCAGCGAUGACCUUACGAAUCUGUCACAUCUUAACGAGCCUGCUGUGCUGCAGGCAAUCAAGCUCCGUUAUGCUCAGAAGGAAAUCUACACAUACUCCGGCAUUGUUCUCAUCGCCGCCAAUCCCUUCGCGCGUGUUGACUCUCUCUAUGUGCCGGGCAUGGUCCAGGUCUAUGCCGGCAAGCACAGAGCGUCACAAGCACCCCAUCUUUUCGCCAUUGCUGAGGAGGCCUUUGCUGACAUGCUUCGCGAUAACCGUAACCAGACCAUCGUCGUUUCCGGUGAAUCUGGUGCCGGUAAAACGGUCAGCGCAAAGUACAUCAUGCGAUACUUUGCCACACGCGAAUCGCCGGACCAGCCCGGUAGGCGGAAUAAGGGAAGGGCGGACACCAUGAGUGAGACUGAAGAACAGAUUCUGGCGACCAACCCCAUCAUGGAAGCUUUCGGUAACGCAAAGACGACCCGUAACGACAACUCCUCGCGUUUCGGUAAAUACAUUGAGAUCAUUUUCGACAAACAGACGGAGAUUAUUGGUGCCAAGAUUCGAGUAUACCUGCUGGAGCGGUCAAGAUUGGUUUUCCAGCCGCUGAAGGAGCGUAACUACCACAUCUUCUACCAGUUGAUUGCUGGUGCUACGGAUGCGGAGCGCGAGGAACUUAGUCUGCUACCCGUUGAGGAGUUUGAGUUCCUCAACCAAGGCAACGCCCCUGUUAUUGAUGGCGUGGAUGACAAGGCUGAGUUCGAAGCAACGAAGAGCUCUUUGACGAGAAUCGGCGUGAAUGACGCGACGCAGUCGCAAAUCUUCCGUUUGCUUGCGGCCCUACUCCACAUCGGUAACAUCAAGAUUACCGCCACCCGUACGGAUUCGUCGUUAUCCCCUGAUGAGCCGUCAUUGGUAAAGGCGUGUGCUCUCUUGGGCAUUGAUGCGGUUGGCUUCGCGAAGUGGACGGUCAAGAAGCAGCUCAUCACCCGUGGCGAGAAGAUCACGUCCAAUCUUACGCAGCAGCAGGCGAUCGUUGUGCGAGACUCCGUGGCUAAGUUCGUUUACUCGAGCCUCUUCGACUGGCUCGUGGACAGCAUCAACAAAAGCUUGGCCCCCGAAGAGAUCAUGGCCCAUGCGCGCUCCUUCAUCGGUGUUCUGGAUAUCUACGGUUUCGAGCACUUUGCCAAGAACUCUUUCGAACAGUUCUGUAUCAACUACGCCAACGAGAAGCUGCAACAGGAGUUCAACCAGCACGUCUUCAAGCUUGAGCAGGAAGAAUAUCUGAGGGAACAGAUCAACUGGACUUUUAUUGACUUCUCCGACAACCAGCCCUGUAUCGAUUUAAUUGAGGGUAAGCUGGGUGUUCUCGCCCUGCUCGACGAAGAGUCUCGCCUGCCCAUGGGUUCGGAUGAACAAUUUGUCACCAAGCUUCACCACAACUUCAGCGGCGACAAGCACAAGUUCUACAAGAAGCCGCGGUUCGGAAAGUCUGCGUUCACGGUUUGUCACUAUGCCGUUGAUGUCACUUACGAGUCGGAGGCCUUCAUCGAAAAGAACAGAGAUACCGUGCCCGACGAGCAUAUGGAAGUUCUCAAGUCUUCUUCCAACAAGUUCCUUACGGAUGUUUUGGAAGCCGCCGCGAGCAUUCGGGAUAAGGAGACCAACGGUCAGAACAACGCGAAGCCUGGAACCGCCGUCACCGCAGGGCGUAGGGUGGCCGUCAACAGGAAGCCCACGCUUGGAAGCAUUUUCAAGGCCUCGUUGAUCGAGCUCAUGAACACUAUCAACGCUACUGAUGUGCAUUACAUUCGUUGCCUUAAGCCUAACGAGGCUAAGGAGGCUUGGAAGUUUGAGGGUCCCAUGGUUCUCAGCCAGCUCCGUGCUUGCGGUGUCCUAGAAACCGUUCGUAUCAGUUGUGCUGGUUACCCCACGAGAUGGACUUAUGAAGAGUUUGCUCUGCGGUACUACAUGCUUGUCCCCUCUUCCGGAUGGACAUCUGAAAUCCGGGAAAUGGCAAACGCCAUCCUUCAAAAAGCUCUUGGAACCGAGAAUGGCGGCGAUUCUGACAAGUACCAGCUUGGUCUCACCAAGAUCUUCUUCCGUGCUGGUAUGCUUGCCUUCCUGGAGAACUUGCGCACCAGGCGCCUGAACGGAGCUGCGGUCAUGAUCCAGAAGAACCUGCGCGCCAAGUACUACCGCCGCAAGUAUCUCGAGGCCCGCGAGGCUAUCGUAUCCAUGCAGGCUGUAAUCCGUGGAUUCCAGGCAAGGCUGCGCGCGGACGAAAUCCGCCAGGUCAAGUCUGCAACUACUAUCCAGCGUGUGUGGCGCGGCUAUGUCGACAGGAAGAAGUUCCAGUAUAUCCGCAAGAGCGUUGUCCUCUUUGGAUCCAUUGCCAAGGGUUAUCUUCUCCGAAAGCACCUUCUGGACAAGAGAUACAGCGAUGCCGCGAUCAUCAUCCAGCGCAACUGGAGGAGCUCACGCCAGCUCAAGGACUGGAGGCAGUACCGCCGCAAGGUUGUCAUCAUCCAGAGCUUGUAUCGUGGUAGGAAAGCUAGGACGUACUACAAGUCCAUUCGUGAGGAGGCUCGCGAUCUCAAGCAGAUUUCGUACAAGCUGGAAAACAAGGUCGUCGAGCUCACCCAGAGCCUCGGUACCAUCAAGCGGGAGAACAAGGCGCUGCAAGGACAGGUCCAGAACUAUGAGAGUCAGCUUACUUCUUGGAAGAACAGGACCAAUGCUUUGGAAGCCAGGACCAAGGAACUGCAGGCCGAAGCAAACCAGGCCGGUAUUACCGCUGCUCGUCUGAGUGCUAUGGAAGAAGACUUCCAGAAGCUUCAGAACAACUACGAUGAGAGCACGGCAAACAUGCGCCGCUUGCAGGAGGAGGAGAAGCACUUGCGCGAGACUCUCCGCAACACCACCGAGGAGCUGGAGAGUACCAAGCGUCGCUCGAGCCAAGUCGAGACCGAAAAGUCCUCUUUGCGCCAGCAGCUGGCCGAUCUGCAAGAUCAGCUCGAGCUGGCCAAGCGUGCUGGCCCGGUCAACGGCGAGCUCACCAACGGCAACCACCACGCGCCGCCGUCUGGUCUCAUCAACCUCGUCACGUCAAAGAAGCCCAAGAGAAGGAGUGCCGGCGAGCGCAUCGACGUGGAACGCUUCAGCACCGCUUACAGUCCUCGGCCAGUUUCCAUGGCUGUGGCUCCCGCACAAGCUUCUCGCCAAAACUUCACUGGUGGUAGCAGCGCCUUCAGCCCUACUCUGGACAACAUCGAGUUCGAGCUUGAAAACCUGCUGUCCGACGAGGACGCCCUCAACGACGAAGUUACGAUGGGUCUGAUCAAGAACCUCAAGAUUCCCACGCCAAGCACCACUCCUGCUCCCAGCGACAAGGAAGUGCUUUUCCCAGCAUACCUGAUCAACCUUGUCACUUCAGAGAUGUGGAACAACGGUUUCGUCAAGGAGUCGGAGAGGUUCCUUGCCAAUGUCAUGCAGUCCAUCCAGCAGGAAGUCAUGCAGCACGAUGGUGAUGAGGCCAUUAACCCGGGCGCCUUCUGGCUCUCAAACGUCCACGAGAUGCUCUCCUUCGUUUUCCUUGCGGAAGACUGGUAUGAGACCCAGAAGACCGACAACUACGAGUACGACCGCCUGUUGGAGAUCGUCAAGCAUGACUUGGAAAGCUUGGAGUUCAACAUCUACCACACUUGGAUGAAGGUCCUGAAGAAGAAGCUGCACAAGAUGGUUGUUCCCGCCAUCAUCGAGUCGCAGUCGCUUCCUGGUUUCGUCACGAACGAAAACAACAGGUUCCUUGGCAAGCUGCUUCAGUCCAACAGUGCCCCGGCCUACAGCAUGGACAACCUUCUCAGCCUCUUGAACAACGUCUACAAGGCCAUGAAGGCUUACUUCCUUGAGGAUAACAUCAUUAUGCAAGCCUUUACUGAGCUUCUGCGCCUGGUCGGUGUCACCGCCUUCAACGACCUGUUGAUGCGUAGGAACUUCCUGUCUUGGAAGCGUGGUCUCCAGAUCAACUACAACAUCACCAGGAUUGAAGAAUGGUGCAAGAGCCAUGACAUGCCUGAAGGCACUCUCCAGCUUGAGCAUCUCAUGCAAGCGACCAAACUCCUGCAACUCAAGAAGGCAACCUUGAACGAUAUUGAGAUUAUUCAGGAUAUCUGCUGGAUGCUGUCACCAAACCAGAUCCAGAAGCUGCUCAACCAGUACCUUGUUGCUGAUUACGAGCAGCCGAUUAACGGCGAAAUCAUGAAGGCUGUCGCUUCCAGGGUUACUGAGAAGAGUGACGUGCUCCUGCUCGCCGCCGUCGACAUGGAGGACAGUGGACCUUAUGAAAUUGCGGAACCCCGUGUUAUCUCAGCUCUUGAGACGUACACGCCCUCAUGGCUGCAAACUCCUCGGUUGAAGCGUCUCGCCGAAAUUGUGUCUGCGCAAGCAAUGGCGCAGCAAGACAAGCUUGAGUUCGAGCCCACGAACGGCGAUAGCGAGCCUCAAGGCCUUGCCAUAAGCGACGUGGACGGCGUGUAA